Molecule: messenger RNA, 2438 nt
Organism: Chinchilla lanigera (long-tailed chinchilla)
Lineage: Eukaryota; Metazoa; Chordata; Mammalia; Rodentia; Chinchillidae
Gene: Sike1
Product: suppressor of IKBKE 1
Exons: 5
Coding region: 80-724 (214 amino acids)
Source: RefSeq, a predicted model, not a curated record
UAUAGCUGAGACAGGCUCUGGCAACGUCUGAGCUAAUCGCGUAGGUGACCAGAUCAGAGGCUGUCAUCCUCCAACUGCUAUGAGCUGCACGAUAGAGAAGAUCCUGACAGACGCCAAGACACUGCUGGAGAGGCUGCGGGAACACGAUGCGGCCGCCGAGUCGCUGGUGGAUCAGUCUGCGGCGCUGCACCGACGGGUGGCAGCCAUGCGGGAGACGGGGACAGCGCUUCCGGACCAGGUCAGGCAGAGGGUAGGGGCACAUCAAGAAGAUGCAUCCGACGUGAAGGAGAUGGCCAAAUAUAAACCUCACAUUCUGCUGUCCCAAGAGAACACACAAAUUAGAGACUUGCAGCAGGAAAACAGAGAGCUGUGGGUUUCCUUGGAGGAACACCAGGAUGCUUUGGAACUCAUCAUGAGCAAAUACCGGAAACAGAUGUUACAGUUAAUGGUUGCUAAAAAAGCGGUGGAUGCUGAACCAGUCCUGAAAGCUCACCAGUCUCACUCUGCAGAAAUUGAAAGUCAGAUUGACAGAAUCUGUGAAAUGGGAGAAGUGAUGAGAAAAGCAGUUCAGAUGGACGAUGACCAGUUUUGCAAGAUUCAGGAAAAACUAGCACAAUUAGAGCUUGAAAAUAAGGAACUCCGAGAAUUAUUAUCCAUCAGCAGUGAGUCUCUUCAGGUCAGAAAGGAAAACUCAGUGGACACUGCUUCCCAACCCAUCAAAUAACUGAACUGCAGAGAGCUGCUGGAGAUUGCCCAUAUAGGAAGGAAGUCCUCGUUUCUCCGUUUGAGUGUUGUCCUUUCAGUGUCUUGCCUCAGACUUGACUUAGAGCUGACUAAAGGUGUCCGGCGGCAGUGCAGAAUCCUAGUCAGACCUGCUGCCGACGGAGCAGGUGUUGGGCGUGUUAGAAUAUACACUGAGUUUCACCAUUCCUUUCUCUAAGAGGCUACUUUUCAUUUUUAUUUCUGGGACCUUGAUUUAUAUAAACUUUAUUUUCAGUUCAUUUUUGUUUUUUUACAUCUUUGAAACUUUGAAUAUUUUAUUAUAAGCCAAUUAUUUUAUCUUACAUUAUAUGAGAUGAUAAAAUACACUUCUAACAAUUUUUAAAAGAGAAUUAACUUUCUAAAUCUAUUUGGCAUAGGCUGAAUUUUUUCCAUCUGACAAAAGUAAUAUGACUGCACAGAACUACGUUGGCAGAUUCCGAUUUGUAGUGUCAUUUAUCUGGGACCUUUUGGGUCUCUGGUGCUCAGAGUUGGCACGCUCUGGUCAGGUGUCUUCACUCUGGAUUUGAGAGAACCUACUACUACCAUAGUCCCAGGGAAUGGAUCUGAAAACAAGUGAUAAUAUAACUGUCAUAUCGUUCAGAGAGUGCUGAGGAACUUGCCCUGUGUAUGUGCACACAUACGUGCAUGUAAUUUAAAUACCAAAAGAUUUCUUUUAUUUGAUUGAAUAUAAGUAGUCUUUGGCUGGGAGGUAUAGCUCAGUGGUAAAAUGCUUGCCUAGCAUGUACCAGGCCCUGGGUUUAGUCUCUAGCUCCUCAAAAUAAAUGCAUAAUUUUUACUUUCUAAGAAGUCUUCCAUUUAGGUAGUUUGCCUAUGUGUGAAGAGCAGAACAUAUCAUAGCUUUAUGUGCAGCAUAGUUGUUAGAUACACAUAUAUGCAUACAUACAUGUAUAUAUAACUUUUAUACUUAAGAACCAACACUUCUUAAAAUUUCUUUACUAGCACUAAUAGUUGGCUUUUUUUUAAGAUGUGUUCUUUUGCAUGGAAGUGUUUUUAUUACCUAAAGAGAGUUGUUAACAUUUAUAAUGUUGUGUAAGCUAACAGCAAAGCAAAACUGAGAUUCAAAUGCUGAGUUGUUAACAAAAUUCACUUAACUCAUUCUCCUGUCUCAGUUACUCGUAUUAUAAAUUUAUAAAACCCACCAGUUAUGUCAUCCAUUUAGGUUUACCCAAAGUAUCUGAAACAGUGGAUGCUAAACCUGUCAAUAUUUUCCAGUAACAUUACACACCAUACUGCAUGAGAGAAACAGUGUUAAAAAGUUAUUUGUUAGUGCUUUGUGCUGUAAAUUUCUUUUGUACUGCUCUAACGAACUAAUUCCAGAUGAAACAACAAAAUCUCUGCAAGGUGUUAAGUAUCUGAUCCCUGCAGUACCGAUGAACUUUGCUAGAGGGAGCAGUAGGCAGAAAUAGGCAUACAUCAUUUUAGAAAUUUUCAAGUUUCUUAUCUGAUGGGCUGCAGAGAUUUAACUGCAAAUACUUCCACCCCAAAGGGACAGCAUUUUUGUUUCAUUUCCUAAGAGUAAAUAAAUUAGUCGAACUGUUUGCCUUGAAGUAUGCCCCAAGUGCCCUAGGUUGUUCCCCAGUCCACUCAGGAGGCAGGUAUACUGUAUCAUUUAUCAGUCACUAUGACCAGGUUUCACAGAAACUGUUAAAUUUUUC